This is a messenger RNA of Myripristis murdjan (pinecone soldierfish), 5516 nucleotides long. Its product is annotated as serine/threonine-protein kinase tousled-like 1-B. Gene Ontology annotation, biological process: chromosome segregation; peptidyl-serine phosphorylation; intracellular signal transduction. Bases 327 to 2618 code for a protein of 763 amino acids. The transcript is spliced from 22 exons. Gene Ontology annotation, cellular component: nucleus. The record is from RefSeq and is a predicted model, not a curated record. Gene Ontology annotation, molecular function: protein serine/threonine kinase activity; ATP binding. Lineage: Eukaryota; Metazoa; Chordata; Actinopteri; Holocentriformes; Holocentridae.
CCUGCUAGGUGCGCGCCAGCCUCGCGAUAGCCUCUCCUAGAAUCAAAGCUUCGCUCGCGCACUGGAUGCUGACAGGCGGUCAUCAUGCAAAGGUUACAUUGGAUCCGUUUCAGCGAAUCUCGAACGUGAAGAAGAAGAAGCCGCCGCUCCGCAGGACCGACACGGGAUCAAAAUGCGAGUCGUGUAGCUACGCAAGAAUGUGUUAACUCCAUUCUGGCCGGCCGGUUCGUCUACAGCAGGUGUCAACGAUGGACGCGAGUUCGGGAUUUGGGAUUUCCGCGAACGGCAGUGUGUGUGCUGGCUCCUCUCGGCGGUAAAGUGGCUUCAUGAGUGUCCAAAGUAACAGUGGAAGUGGUGGUGGAAGUUUGGAGGCGACGCCAUCUUGGUCGCAGCUCUCCUCGUCCCCAACGAUUUCUCAACAACAUAUAACGGCGACCGCAAAGAGCAAGGAAGGCCCCAUGGAGGAGCUGCACAGCUUGGACCCCAGGAGACAGGAGCUGCUGGAGGCCAGGUUCAUGGGAGCCGUCAGCGGAAACACAGGAGGUAGCACUGGGAGCACCAGUGGAGGUGCUAAGGGUUUGGCCAAUGAGUGCUCCAACCACAGCUAUGGCAGCCUAGGCUCCUCGAGCGACAAAGAGUCAGAGAACUCUGAUCUGAAGAGAGGGAGCUCCCCUGCCUACUCAACUCCGGAGAAGAAACACUCUGAGUCGUCCAGAGGGCGAAAAAGGAAAGCUGACACCCAGUCAGAGAGUAGUCAGGGGAAGACCUCCACACGUGGGCCCAAGAUCAGUGACUACUUUGAUUUCCAGGGUGGAAAUGGCUCCAGUCCAGUGAGAGGCCUGCCUCCUGCCCUCCGCUCUCCACAGAACUCACACUCUGCUCCAGGCUCAAUUAUCCGGCAGAACAGCUCCUCUCCCACCAGUCUGUGUUUCGGGGAGCACCUGAUGAAUCCCAAAGCUUCCUCCAGCAAGUGUGUCCAGACGGAGUUGACGGGCCUGAAAUUAGCAGCUUUGGAGAGCAACAAGAGUCUCGACCUGGAAAAGAAAGAGGGGCGGAUCGAUGACCUGCUCAGGGCUAACUGUGAUCUGCGGAGACAGAUCGAUGAGCAGCAGAAACUCCUGGAGAAAUACAAAGAGAGGCUGAAUAAGUGCAUCACCAUGAGCAAGAAACUGCUCAUAGAGAAGAGCACCCAGGAGAAGCAGUCUUGCCGUGAGAAAAGCAUGCAGGACCGUCUGCGUCUUGGCCACUUCACCACUGUCCGACACGGGGCGUCCUACACCGAGCAGUGGACUGACGGAUACGCAUUCCAGAACCUGGUCAAGCAGCAGGAGAGCAUCAACCAGCAGAGGGAGGACAUUGAGCGCCAGAGGAAGCUACUGGCCAAGAGAAAGCCUCCAAACCCCUCGUCUCCCUCGCUGUCUGUGGCCUCCACCUCAGAGCCCAAGCAGCGCAAAACCAAGGUGGUCAAUGGGAAUGACCCUGACCCCUUCCUCAAGCCCUCCUUGCCACAGCUACUGACCUUGGCCGAGUAUCACGAGCAGGAAGAGAUCUUCAAGCUUCGCCUCGGCCAUCUGAAGAAGGAGGAAGCUGAGAUCCAAGCAGAGCUGGAGCGGUUGGAGAGGGUGAGGAACCUCCACAUCAGAGAGCUGAAGAGGAUAAAUAAUGAGGACAGCUCAUCGUUUAAAGACCAUCCUACUCUGAAUGAGAGGUACCUGCUGCUGCACUUAUUGGGCAGGGGCGGCUUCAGUGAAGUCUAUAAGGCUUUUGACCUAUUUGAGCAGCGCUAUGCGGCCGUUAAAAUCCACCAGCUCAACAAGAACUGGAGAGAGGAAAAAAAGGAGAAUUAUCACAAGCAUGCAUGCAGGGAGUACCGGAUACAUAAGCAGCUGGACCAUCCCAGAAUAGUCAAACUGUAUGACUAUUUCUCCCUGGAUACCGACACGUUUUGUACAGUGCUGGAGUUCUGCGAGGGCAACGACCUGGACUUCUAUCUGAAGCAGAACAAGCUAAUGUCAGAGAAGGAGGCGCGCUCCAUCGUCAUGCAGAUUGUCAACGCCCUGCGCUACCUCAAUGAGAUCAAACCCCCCAUCAUCCACUAUGACCUCAAACCCGGUAACAUCUUACUGGUGGAUGGUACUGCGUGUGGAGAGAUCAAAAUCACAGACUUUGGCCUGUCCAAGAUCAUGGAUGACGAUAACUAUGGCGUGGACGGGAUGGACCUCACAUCACAGGGGGCCGGAACCUAUUGGUACCUCCCUCCAGAGUGUUUUGUGGUGGGUAAGGAGCCACCUAAGAUCUCCAACAAGGUGGAUGUCUGGUCUGUAGGAGUGAUCUUCUUCCAGUGCCUCUACGGACGAAAGCCGUUUGGUCACAACCAGUCUCAGCAGGACAUUCUCCAGGAAAACACCAUCCUCAAAGCCACAGAGGUCCAGUUUCCCGCUAAACCACAGGCCAGCACAGAGGCCAAGGCAUUUAUCCGGCGCUGUCUGGCCUAUCGCAAGGAGGACAGGUUCGACGUUCACCAGCUGGGCUCGGACGCCUACCUCCUCCCUCACAUGAGACGUUCCAACUCUUCCGGCUCCCUGCAGCCCGCCACCUCCUCUCUCCCCAGCUACUGACUGGCUCUCCCACAUGAUUGACAGGACCCUCUGGCCAAUUCCAAAGCAGGAUUGAACGAAUUGGAGGAUGAGGGGAAGGGAUGGGUUGGGUGUGGGGAUGAAGGAGGGCAGGUGGGGAGGACCAUUUACCUGGGCUGUUCUGAACGGAUAGGAAUUAGCAGCAGAGCACGAUCAAAUGGAAAACCUGAGAUGGAAGCAAGAGAAGAGGAGGAAAGGGGGAAACUCCUGUUGCAAAUGUUGCACAACAGUGUUGCACUUACAAUGCGACUGUGAGAGACAAAAGAGAGAGGGGUGGGGGUGGGGAUUGGAGAAGAAUCCGUGGAAUUGCUCUGAAUUGUUUUCCUGUGCUAGGUUGGCCUGUCAGUGGAGCAAGAAAAGGUAAUCUCAAACCUAGUGGAUGUGUUUGUUGACUUUGAAUUUUAGUUAACCCCUGCAGACAUUUCAACAGCUCCUAGAUGCCCUGUCCAAGCCCGCCUCUUAGCUCCUACACCCUAGGGUGCACUUAAUAAGAUGGCAGACAGUUGAGAGAGAAUUGCUUCAACCUCCAGUGGCUGUUUGAAGAUGUUCCCUUGUCACUUAUGUGAGGGUGGUGUUAUAAUCAGAUACAGAUCCAUGGUGUAGAGGAGGUAUGAGUGUAUGUCAAAUGUGCAUUGCCCGUUCAAGUUAGGCCCUGAACACACCGCCUACCUGAGUCUGCAGAACCCCUUCUUUCCAUAUUGGCGCCCACAGAUCAGAAUAUCCACACAGCCUGUGUUAGCAGUGCAUCUCAGGCACGAGUCGAGCCUUGCUGCAGCAGCAUGUCUAGAGUUUCGGCAUGGAGCUUAUUUCUCUGCGUGAGGCGUGAGUCCUCAGCAAAAAUAGACAGGGAAAGUGAUCUGUUGAUAGUCAUAUUGACAACAUGCCAGCGACAUUACAUAACUGACACCUUUCAAUAUAGUUUCCGUGUCUUUCUCUGGAAUAUGUCACAGGCGUGAAAAAAAUAUAAUUUGUUAUCUUAAAAACUUUUUAUUUUAGAAAUUGCAUGUUAUUAAAGGAGAAAGAAGAAAGUGUAACGUUCCUAUAGUCCUCGAAGAAAUCCCAUGUAUGUUGGUAAGGUAACAGCAUCAGUUGAAGGCCAGAAGUUUUCUGUAAUGAUCAACCUCUCCCUCUCGCUCUCUCUGUCUUUCUUGCUCUCUCUCUCACUCUCUCCCUCUCUCUCUCUCUCUCUCUCUCUCUCUCCCUUGUUCUCACUCUCCCCCUCGCUCUGAACAACAGUAAACAAAAAUCACUGCUCUCUCUGGUUACAACUCUUCAAUUUUUGGACUGCUCAUCAAUAGUCAGUGAACCAAACCGCAUAGCAACUCUGAACCAACAUCUGCCUGGGAGUUUUCGAGACACUGAACAAGUCAGUCUUGGUCCCAUUUUCCAAGACCUUCCAUUCUGGAAAUAUAAAAAGAUUACAUUGGCUGUUAUCACAGGCAAACUCAAUGUAAAAAGAUAGGGCUGCCAGUAGCAGCACUGCAGCAGCACUACUGUCUGUGUGGACACCACAAAUGUGUGCUCCACAGUUCAGUGAGGCAGCCGUCACACACAGGGAGAGGUAAGCAGUGUGUUCAGGGCCUCAACUCUGCAUUACACAUCUUAUUGAACACACCCUCCCACCCCUCUGCACAAGACGGGGCGAGUGGCCAGUGGGGCACAGGGCAGGAGUCACAAAGUGAGGUUGUAACCCUUUGGGACUUAACUUAAAAAAUACCCCAGAUUAAAGCUCUGGGAUUGAUUUGCACUUCAAGAUCAAGAUCAUCUGGUCGCAGAUUUGGCAUGAAGUACUACAGUAUAGGUUAGUUCUGGACUAUUUAGAAGGUCAAGUCCAAACCUCCGUUCACAUUUUACAUUGUUUUGAAAUCCAAAUCAGGUUGACUAUCAGGUUUACAGAAUGUGGAUCUGUGAAUCUGUCUUAAUCCAUUGUUGCUGUUAAGAUAAAGAAAACCGAUCCUAACUGCUCCAGUUAGAAGUUUUUUCCCUCAUCGACCUGCCUGCAUCGAGACUGGACUGAACUGAAGGAUUGGAUCACCUGUUACCAUGCCGCCUAAGACUCCUUUGUUGCAGGACUAUUUUGGGGUGACACGGAAUUUAAUGUAUAUUUCAUACGCAGGAGAAGACAUUGCCUACUAGCAAAUAUAUAAUAAUGAAUCUUACCCUUGCUUCCCAAUGUCUCACUUGCUCAGUUUAUUUGUGUUCUUCUGAAAGCUGUUCUCAUUUUGCUGCUAUAAAUGUUGCUUUUAGUUCGUAAAGUGUGAAUGGUUCUGCCUUGGAUAUGCAUACUUGAACUGUGUUAAGAGGAACACUCUGAAAUGGACACCCACUGUGCUGUUCGAGGGGAUCCAACGAGUCCUACCACCCAACAUUGAUGUCCAAAUGGGUUUUUGUUUACCGUCAUGUAAAAGUUCAACAGCCAUUGUAUGGAGCGAAGUCCCUGUAUACUGCGAGUUGAUGCUGAAAGAAGACAAAUGGUCAUAUUUGUUCUUGAAAGGUGCAGGAAGUGAAUUGAUGCGGGCAUUUUCCUGGUUGUUUACCUUGCUAACUUGACCCCAGCUAGAAAUCAAAUGGAUAUAUCAAAAUGUGCUCAAUCUAUAAAGUACGUGUCUACCCUCCCAAAUACAAGCAACCUGGAACCUGCCCAAAGUACGCCAGCGGCUAGAAAGGGAAAUACUGUAGUAAUAAGUCAGAUAAAAGACAAGUGGGAGCAGCUCACAGCAAAUGGUGGUUGUCUCAUCUCCCCUCUGUAUUCUGGCCUGCCUACAAUACAAGCAUGAAGUCUUAAUUGCUUUUCUGUGUGCGAGCCCUCUGAUGGACAAAAAAAAAAAAAAAAGCCAAACAGACCUUGUUUCAGUAACAUGACAGGCAGUUAAAACUGAA